Molecule: messenger RNA, 544 nt
Organism: Perca flavescens (yellow perch)
Lineage: Eukaryota; Metazoa; Chordata; Actinopteri; Perciformes; Percidae
Product: ubiquitin carboxyl-terminal hydrolase 7-like
Exons: 5
Coding region: 35-379 (114 amino acids)
Biological process (GO): protein deubiquitination; G1/S transition of mitotic cell cycle
Cellular component (GO): nucleus; cytosol
Molecular function (GO): cysteine-type deubiquitinase activity
Source: RefSeq, a predicted model, not a curated record
AAGCACAACGACCAUUUUACUUCCCCCUCUCUACAUGUUUUGUAUGGGUUUUUAUGGUGUUACGCAAUACAUAACUGACAUGUUGUUACUGCAGGAGACAAAGUUGGAAUAUAAUUGUGAGUGUGGCUGCAACACAUCAGUCAGGCGCUCCACCUUUCUAACCCUGCCCAGAUACCUGAUUAUACACCUGAAGAGGUUCAGGUUCAGUCCGUCACUAGAGGUGGAGAAGCUGCAUGACCCCGUAGUCCUUCAGCCCUUCAGGGAGCUGAUGGUGACUACCAGCCAGGCUGAUGGCUGGUACAAACUGAUUAGUGUCAUCAGCCAUUUAGGCUAUAACUGGAACAGUGGACACUACAGCGAGUGCGUAAACCUGGGGUAGGAUGCCGCAUAUGACCGAUGGCUCUGCUAUAGUAAUGCCAAGGUUGCCAAGACAACUGGUGCUGCCGUUUGUAUCGUUUUCUACCAAAGAUCGAUGUAGGCCGGUCUGGCAAUGGUGGGACCUUCUGAUGACGUACUCCCUGGAUCAAACCAACAAAGACAGCAC